Salvelinus fontinalis (brook trout) is the source of this 2402-nucleotide messenger RNA. Its product is annotated as polycomb group RING finger protein 5-B-like. The transcript has 9 exons. Bases 335 to 1057 code for a protein of 240 amino acids. The record is from RefSeq and is a predicted model, not a curated record. Lineage: Eukaryota; Metazoa; Chordata; Actinopteri; Salmoniformes; Salmonidae. Gene Ontology annotation, biological process: regulation of transcription by RNA polymerase II. Gene Ontology annotation, cellular component: PRC1 complex.
GUCUUGAACGAAACUUAAAUUCCGUAUUCUUGCCACUAGUUUCAUACUAGCCUACGUCGCUGACAUCACCAGGAGAACGCAGUGUCAUGGUCAGUCUAUUAUUCCCAUUCUACCAGCUAUAAUACCCUAAUGGAAAAGGUAGAGAGGUUACGAGGUCAUCUGAGAGUGAAAAUAUCUUCAGAAGAUUGUGCUUCCCAGCUAAUGAGGACUGGCUGAGGAUGAUGAAGAUGACACAGAUACAGGGGACACCCCAGCAGUGUCAGGGGCUGCAGGGACCUCUGUGAUUGUUGACCCUACCUCAUCCCUGAUUUCCCCAGCUCUGCAGUGGCUCACCAUGGCCACUCGGAGGACACCCUUGGUUCAAACCAGCUUGGUCAAAGACUUUAACCACUUCAUUACCUGCUACCUGUGCAGAGGUUACCUGAUCAAACCCACCACGGUCACUGAGUGCCUGCACACAUUUUGUAAGAGCUGCAUCAUCCAGCACUUUGAAGACAGUAAUGACUGUCCCAAAUGUGGCAUUCAAGUCCACGAAACGAACCCUCUAGAGAUGCUAAGGUUGGACAAUACCCUUGAGGAAAUCAUUUUCAAGCUUGUGCCUGGAUUACGAGAAAAAGAGGGACAGCAGGAGAUUGAUUUCUGGAGGAAGAAUAAGUCAAAAGAAAUUUCACAAGGAGACGGCCUUGUGUCUAAGAAGCUUGGGCUCAGUGAUGAGGAUGGGGAUGAAGAUGACCAGGAUUACCACAGGAGCGACCCCCAGAUAGCCAUCUGCCUCGACUGUCUCCACAACAAUGGCUAUGCUGCAGACAACACAGUGAAGUGUUUAAUGAAGAAGUUCAUUCAUUGCUCUAGUCGAGUCACGGUGGGAACCAUCAAGAAGUUUCUCAGUCUAAAGUUAAAGCUUUCUAGCUCUUGUGAGCUGGAUGUGCUGUGUAAUGGGGAGAUCAUGGGGAAGGACCACACUCUGGAGUUCAUCUACAUGACCCGCUGGAGGCUGCACAGUGACAAUAGAUAUCCCAUGGUCCUGGAGUACAGGCCAAGAAUAGACUUUGGCUGAACGAAGCCCUGGAAGCCUUCAUAGACAAACAAAGCAAUGACUGGAUGCACAUGCAGCCAAGGCCAGGAACUCUGUCCUUCCAAACCUUUCUGAACUUCCCUACAUUUGACCAUUUAUUUUUUCUUUCUCCUUCUGUUUCAUUUAGUUGCGACUUUUGUUGCUGAACAUUCUGUGUCCUUCGUUGCUGAACAUUCUGUGUCCUUCGUUGUUGAACAUUCUAGUGUCCUUCGUUGUUGAACAUUUUGUGCUUGUGGCCAAAGUGAUCUUCAAGACAAGUAACUAAAGACAAGCGUAGCUGAAACAUAGGUGUAUGAAUAUAUCAAGUUGUAUUUACUCCAACUCCAAGGGCUUCCACCCAAUGCCUGACUAAAACAUGUUUUAUGUCUUUUAUAAAUGCACAUAACAUAUCCACAGAUUUGCCCACCAUCAAUCAAUUAGGGAAAUUUGCAUAUGACAGGGCACCUUUAAUAAUGUUGUCAACAAGUUUCAAAGAGUCUAAACCGAAGCCCAUUCGUCUUCAUUCUGUUCUAGGCUCAGUUAAUAACCAGUCUGACAAGCUGCUGAAAUCUACAAACGCUCUCUGGCAGAGGCUGGGCAACCUGCAGGAUGGGGAGAUAAACAUUAAGCCUCUCUCUCUCUUUCUCUGUCACACACACUCAACCCAUACUGCGGUGUGAUUACCCUGGCUCCUGCCAAUCUCAGACUUGUGCUAAUAGCUUUUUUGGCACCGUUCUGAGUGAGGAGGUAUUACAUUUUAGUUUUUCAGAUUGAUCAUAGUAUUUUUAGACUAGAGAUUUAUUAUCUUACAUGUUUUUAAAGGGAAACUAAUGGUGUGUACAUUUCAUAUUGUUACUAGACCUUUGAGAUAUAAAUGUGUUUUAUGAAAUAAAUUACAUUACAACAUGAGAGUAAGAUAUAUGUUUAAUGGAUCUUGGAUAUCUUUGAUCACAAAACAGCUUUUUGCACUGUAAGAGCUGGUUCGCCGUAAAGCUUAUUCUAUUAGCGUUGAGGUGUACUGAAGCGGUCUCUUUCAGAGUAAUUCAGUAUAGAGAGUAUACGGUGUCUGCUUCCUUACCUAGUCAUCUCAUGUUUAGCCUUUAAAUCUAUGUUGAUAUGAUUUAUAUGUGAAGAACAUUGAGGUGAAGACAAGCUGUCCUUCUGCUGAAAAAUAGGAUGCAUUUUGGGAACAUGUACAUAUUCUUAUGGUUAACGUUUUAUGCUGCUUAGAAUAUAUUUUUUUAAAUGUACUGCCUGUGAAGAAAAAGAGCUGUGAAGAAAAAUUGUUCAUAUCUGUACUUGAUUUAUAAUUAUUAUUCAUUAAUAAAUUAAAUGUUUUUUUAUUUUA